AUGGAUCCCUCGGCAGGUGAUUCUCCUGCCGCUCCUCACCAGCCGCCCUACACAUACACGGCAAACCAGGGCUACGAGCAGACCGAGGAAAUUCCCCGCGAACUGCAAACCCAGAAAGACGACGGCGCUGUGCUUGAGAACCAGGACGACGAAAAUGACCUGGACGAUAUCUUUGACGACCAAGACUACGACGAUGAAGAGUGGGGUGCUGAUGGCGGAGACUUGACAAAAUCCUACAACCGCCAGCGCAACGCGAACGACGGCGCCGUUCUCCCUCGCUCAAACCAGCAGAAACCCACUGCAAACACUUUCCACAGCGUCGACGACCAAGUUUCAGCUCUGUCCAAGCACGCCGCCAAGAUCCGUCUCGACUCUGUCAAGCAGGAUGCCGAGAAGGAUAAGGACAAGGCGGACCGCGCCACCAGCGAGCAGGUUCUGGAUCAGCGUACUCGUAUGAUUCUUCUGCAGAUGAUUAACCGUGGCUUUGUCAGUGAGGUUCACGGUGCCAUCAGCACUGGUAAGGAGGCCAACGUCUACGGCGCCGUGCUGGUGGACGAUAGUACUGGCGAGGCGACCCACAGGGCUAUCAAGGUCUACAAGACAGCUAUUCUGGUCUUCAAGGACAGAGAGCGUUACAUCACCGGCGAGCACCGUUUCAAGGGUGGCUUUGACAAGGGAAAUAACCGCAAGAUGGUUAAGCUCUGGGCAGAGAAGGAAUUCCGUAACCUGCGAAGGAUCUACAACGCCAAUAUUCCUUGUCCAGAGCCUAUCAGCCUUAAGCUUCACGUUCUCGUCAUGGGCUUCCUUGGUGACCGCAAGGGAUGGGCCUACCCUCGCCUCCGCGAUGCUACUCUGACAGGAGACGAUGUAGAUCACCAAUGGUACAAGCUUUAUGUUCAGCUCCUGGGCAUCAUGCGCCGUAUCUACCAGGUCUGUCGUCUUGUCCACGCCGAUCUGAGUGAGUACAACAUUCUCUAUCACAAUGAGAAGCUCUACAUUAUCGACGUGUCACAAAGUGUGGAGCCUGACCACCCUCGGUCGCUUGAGUUCCUGCGAAUGGAUAUCAAGAACGUCGGCGAUUUCUUCCGCCGAAAGGGUGUUGAUACACUAGCCGACCGCGCUAUCUUCAACUUCAUCACAACGCCCCAGGGUCCUGUGGAGGAGCCAGAGAUGGGCAAGGCGAUCGAAGUUCUCUAUGAGACUCGGGGCGAUGUUACAAAUGAGGACAAUGCUGCUCAACAAGAGGUCGACAACGAGGUGUUCAGAAACCAAUACAUUCCUCAGACAUUAGAGCAGGUUUACGACAUUGAGAAGGAUGCUCAAAAGGUCGGACAAGGUGAGGGUAAUGACCUCGUAUACAGCAACCUAUUGCCAGACCAGGUAAUUGCUGGUAAGAAAACCAAUGGUGAUGACGUUGAUGCCGGUGAUGAGGACGGUUCCACAUCUGAUUCUGACGAUGACGGCGCCUCUCUCUCCGGUGACGACUCGCACAACGAGGCCGAUUUCGAAAAGGGCACUCCUCGUGGCCGCCGCUUCGAAGACAAGGACGAGAAGAAGGCACACAAACAAGCCGUCAAGGAAGCCAAGCGCGAGAAGCGCAAGGACAAGAUGCCCAAGCACCUCAAGAAGAAAAUAGUCGCCAGCUCCUCCCGCCGUAAGAAGUAA
This is a messenger RNA of Fusarium sp. VM40, 1665 nucleotides long. The record is from the annotation of a GenBank genome assembly. NCBI's taxonomy places the organism in Eukaryota, Fungi, Ascomycota, Sordariomycetes, Hypocreales, Nectriaceae.